AGAGUGAAAACAUGGAUGUUUCAGGCGUUUUGUUUUUCUUCAACAUGAUAUGCAAUCCAUGCAUUAACCAUCUCGACACGUGAACACAUGCUUUCUGCUCUGCACCAUAAGAUCAUCUCUCAGUGGUCACUGUCAACCUCCUCAUCAUGGAGGGCCAAUAUAUCAGCAUUCAUGGCCUCAACAUCACCCACAGUCCUAUCGGAGCACCGGCCAUGUCUAUCAACAAACUUUUCCCGGCUCUGCUGGAGUGCUUUGGCAUCAUUCUGUGCGGAUAUGUGGCGGGUCGCAGUGACAUCAUUAGCGUGGCACAGGUCAAAGGAUUGGGCAGUUUCGUGUCGUGUUUCGCACUUCCUGCCCUGCUUUUCAAGAACAUGGUGCAGCUUCAGUUUGAGCACGUCGUCUGGUCGUUUCUAUGGAGCGUUUUGAUCGCAAAAGUGUGCGUGUUCCUGCUAGUUUGUGUGCUGACGCUGUUGGUGGCAAAUCCUGAGAGCAAAUUCAGUAAAGCAGGGAUGUUUGCUAUCUUUGCCACUCAGAGCAACGACUUUGCACUGGGAUAUCCUAUAGUGGAUGCGCUGUACAGGAGUUCGCACCCAGAGUAUGUGCAGUAUAUAUAUCUGGUGGCUCCUGUGUCUCUGAUGCUGCUGAACCCUGUGGGCUUUGCUUUGUGUGAGAUCCAGAGAUGGAAACACUCCAAUGACCGCAGCUACAGCAAACUGCAUGUGAUCUUUACAGUCAUGCUGCAGGUUUUGAAGAACCCAAUAGUCUUCAUGGUUAUUGUCGGAAUUCUCUCUCAUUUCCUGUUUGGUGGACGUGUCCCUGUUUUAUUAGGAGAGUUUGUUGAUGGACUGGCAGACUCUUUUGGAGGGGCGGCACUCUUUUAUCUGGGCCUGAACAUGGUGGGACAGAUGGGUAAACUCACACGUACCACUGGGGUUUCCCUUAUCCUGCUUAUCACUGCCAAACUGCUAGUUAUGCCAUUGAUGUGUAAGGACAUGAUGGAGCUGUUGAAUGCUGGUAAUUCCAGCUCUGUGAAUCACUCUAGCCUGUCUGAUUAUGCUUUCCUUUACGGAGUUUUCCCCACCGCUCCCAGCGUGGCCAUCUAUGCUGCCAAGUACAACAUGGAGCUGGAGGUGGUGACCUCUGGUAUGGUCAUUAGCACCUUCCUGUCAGCACCCAUCAUGUAUGUGUCGGCUUGGUUACUGACCAUCCCAUGGUUGGAGGCCUCGUCCCUGGUGGCGGAGCUGCAGGACGUGAGCUUUAACAUCAGCAUUGUCAGCCUAAUAGCCCUGGUUUGGACCCUUGCUGUCAUGCUUCUAAGUAAGAAGUUUAGGAGGCUGCCACAUAUGUUUGCCACAAAUCUGUUUUUAGCACAGCUCCUAGUGUGUGUGUCGAUGAUCUUGUGGAAGUUUGUGCUGAAGCAGGGGAACGUGUUUGGCCAAAUUCUCACCUUUACACUACUUUAUGGGUCUCUUUACAGUACCUACAUGUGGACAGGUCUUUUGGCGUUCGCUCUUACUUUAUUGGGCAGAAAUGAAAACUUGAAAGUGAAACCCAUAGUUUUCAUCAUCUUUGGAUGGGGAAUUCCUUUUCUGAUUGUGGGCGCGCUGCUCAUGAUAGGACAAAGAAUGAAUGACAACGUAGACUCCGCCUUCUUUUACGGCAAGGGGCAGAUUGUGUGUACUCUGGUAGUUCUGGGCUACAGCAUCGUUCUGGCUGGUCUGUCUUUGUUGAGCUUGAGCCGAGGGGCCCAGGAGGAGCAGAACUAUCAGGCCCUAGAUCAAAACUCCAUGACAGGCACAACAGAAGAUGUGAGACACCCCCAGCCAGAGAACCAGAACUCAUCUGAGCUAGAUCAAACCAACACAGAUGUCUACUGCAAUGAACCCAUGCCAGAUAUGAUAGUCGGACAUCUUACUGACUCGCCAGUGCCUUCAGCAGGGAUUUUCCUGAGCGAGGCGUCAAGCUCCAGGCAUGUGCAGGAGGAGAGACAGAUAGCUCGACAUGUGCUCCUCUGCCUGCUUCUCAUCGUCAGCAUGUUGGCUAACCUGUCCAGCUACCUGUGGUGGUUGUUCAACGCAGAUCCAGGGCGGCUUUACCUCGAGCUGCAGUUCUUUUGUGCUGUAGCCAAUUAUGGACAGGGUUUUGUUUCCUUUGGAAUUUUUGGGUUGGACGAGCACCUGAUUAUUCUUCCAUUCAAAAAGAGGCUGGCUACUCUGUGUGGUUUCGGUCAGGAUGAAAGCCUCGAGUCUGCUGCUGUUCCUGAGGAAAUACGACUGACCUGUACACAGUUUGUGAGAUACCACAAAGAUCAGUGCGUUCAGGAUAUUGUUCGCCAAAGAGGUGGAUCUUCUGAAUCUCUCACUGGACCUGUGGGUGAAUCCUUCCUUUGAUUGACAGGUGUACUCACUGGUGUAUGGGCAGUGGGAUCAUUGGCUCUUGUAUGUGGGUGUGGCCAAAGACAGAAAGGUGUGUCCUUGCUUUCAGGACACGGCUUCAGAUAAACGUUGACUUACUUCA
Molecule: messenger RNA, 2517 nt
Organism: Rhinichthys klamathensis goyatoka
Lineage: Eukaryota; Metazoa; Chordata; Actinopteri; Cypriniformes; Leuciscidae
Gene: gpr155b
Product: G protein-coupled receptor 155b
Exons: 17
Coding region: 147-2390 (747 amino acids)
Biological process (GO): transmembrane transport
Cellular component (GO): membrane
Source: RefSeq, a predicted model, not a curated record